AGGAAAAUAGGAAAUCAAGGGCUUGGUUGGUUGGUUGGUUCCUUAGCGAAAACACGCACAAAGAAAAAACAUAAAAAAAAAAAAAGAAAAAAGAAAAAAGAAAGAUGGAAAGGGAUGAUGUCGGAUUGAAGUUAACAGCAGCAUAUCGAGUUCAAAUGGUUGCUUCGUUUCUUGAAAUUGCUGUUGGCCAAACUCAUGAAACUGCCAGACAGUUUUUGCAGGCAACAAACUGGCAGCUUGAAGAAGCGAUUCAACUUUUUUAUUUGGGAAAUGAAGUUGACGGUUCUUGCACUCUACCACCAGAUAAUGAUGUGUCCGACCAAGAUUCAGAGAGGCUGGAUAAUCAGACUGGGUUUCAAGAUGUUGAAGAGUUUGGUGGCAGUGAAAUUCGUGCGCCUCUACCAGUUAAAAGAGAUAUUCUAUACGACAGUCCAGUGCUUUACAGUAAUUCUGAUGAGAAAUCAAAAGGUUCUGGUGUCUGGGGAGCAGACCAAGGUUCCACCUCAAGAGCUGAAACUUCUAAAGAUAAUCUUGCUUCCUUGUACCGUUCCCCUUUUGCUUUGAUGUACCGUGGGUCCUUUGAGGAGGCAAAAGAAGCUGCUAGUGGCAAAGACAGAUGGCUUAUAGUUAACGUACAAUCUACCAGGGAAUUUAGCUCACAUAUGCUUAACCGGGAUACCUGGGCCAAUGAAGCUGUUGUUGAAACAAUCACCAAUAAUUUCGUCUUUUGGCAGGUAGCUGAUGAUGCUGAAGAGGGCAGCAAGAUAAGUACGUACUACAAGUUGGAUUCCUAUCCUGUUACUCUUGUCAUUGACCCUAUCACGGGUCAAAAAAUGCGGUUAUGGCGUGGAAUGGUCCAACCAGAUUGUUUAUUGGAAGAUCUCUUGCUAUUUAUGGAUGCUAGCCCAAAGGAUCAUCAUUUCAGCUUGUCACACAAUCAUUCAAAAGAAAUUCCUCACACUUUGCCGUCAAAAACCCAAGAUGAAACAAAUGAAGAUGAUGAGGAAUUGAAGCUGGCACAUGCAUUAUCAAUGGGAACAAUCAAUGAUAAUGUUGAAGUCUCUUUAAAAGGCUCAGAUGCCGUUAAAGAGGUCUCAGAGAAAGAGAAGUGUACUUAUCCACCAUUGCCUGAAGAACCCCAAGGCGAUAGGAACUCGCUUUGUAGGAUCAGAGUCCGGCUUCCAGAUGGACGAAGUCUUCAAAGGAAUUUCUUACGCUCUGACCCAAUACAGUUGCUGUGGUCAUACUGUGCUGCUAACUGUGGCGAGGAGAAGCAAUUCCGAUUGACUCAUGCUAUUCCGGGUGCUAUGAAAGACAUGGAGUAUGGCAGCACUUUAACCUUUGAAGAAUCUGGUGUUGCGAAUUCUAUGAUUUCAGUUACUUGGGAGUGAAGAUUUAAGUAUGGUUUAACUGCUAUAAUCCGUGUUUGGUACCCUGUAAAUGGGAACGUGCUCUUUAAGGAUACGAUCCAUUUUCUUGUAUUUUGUGUAUAUACCGAUCUUACUAAUUAUGACCCAAAGAUGGAAAGCUUUUUAAGUUA
Messenger RNA from Erigeron canadensis, 1540 nucleotides. RefSeq names its product plant UBX domain-containing protein 7-like. The transcript is spliced from 10 exons. Bases 105 to 1391 code for a protein of 428 amino acids. NCBI's taxonomy places the organism in Eukaryota, Viridiplantae, Streptophyta, Magnoliopsida, Asterales, Asteraceae. Gene Ontology annotation, cellular component: nucleus. Gene Ontology annotation, biological process: proteasome-mediated ubiquitin-dependent protein catabolic process. Gene Ontology annotation, molecular function: ubiquitin binding. The record is from RefSeq and is a predicted model, not a curated record.